AUGGAGCCACCGGGAGCAAGAGGGAACCCGGCGCUCCCAGCUCGGCCACGGGUGCUGAUCGUGGGCGCUGGCGUGGCGGGGCUGGGCGCGGCGCAGCGGUUGCUCCGCGGCUCCCGGUGCUUCGCCGACCUGUGCCUCCUGGAGGCCUCGGGGCGAGUUGGCGGCCGUAUCCGUUCCGGAAGACUCGGAAAUAAGGUGGUUGAGAUAGGUGCACACUGGAUCCAUGGGCCCUCCCCGAAGAAUCCUGUCUUCCAGCUUGCAUCCGAGUAUGGACUACUGGAUGAAGAUGCUAUGGCUGAGGAGAACCAGCAGGUGGAAGUGGGGGGCCAUCCUAUACUGCCAUCAGUCUGUUACUCCAGCCGGGGCCAAUUGCUGAGUUCAGACAUAGUGGACUCCGUGGGGGCCCUCUUUUCUACUCUCUUGGAAAAUGCACACAAGUUCCAGCAUGUGGCUGAAGUGCCUGUACCCAGUGUGGGCGAGUACUUGAAAAAGGCAAUUAUUCAAGAGAUGAAGGAAUGGCCAGACGAUGAGGAGACAAAGCAACUGAAGCUGGCUAUCCUCAAUAUGCACUUCAAGCUGGAGUGCUGUGUGAGUGGGACCCAUAGCAUGGACCUGGUGGCACUGGAGCCCUUUGCAGAGUAUACCAUGCUUCCUGGUCUGGACUGCACAUUUCCCAAUGGCUAUGAAGGCCUCACAAACUGUAUGAUGGCAUCUUUGCCCAAAGGGGCUGUGCUGUUUAAUAAGCCAGUGAAGACAGUUCAUUGGGGUGGCUCCUAUUUGGAAGAGACUCCCACAGGCCGGUACUUUCCAGUGCAAGUGGAAUGCGAAAAUGGCGAGAAGUUCUUUGCUGAUCAUGUCAUCAUCACAGUCCCUCUAGGUUUCCUCAAAGAACAAGAGACCUUUUUUUCCCCUCCACUUCCAUCUCAGAAGACGGCAGCAAUACAGCAGCUGGGGUUUGGGACAAACAAUAAAAUCUACUUGGAAUUUGAGCAACCAUUCUGGGAGCCGGACUGUCAAAUUCUUGAGGUUGUGUGGGAGGAUGAAUCGCCUCUGGCUGAGCCACCUGUUGACUUGCAAGCUACCUGGUUCCAAAAGAUUCCUGGCUUCAUUGUUCUUCACCCACCAGAGAGGUAUGGGUACAUCCUCUGUGGCUUCAUUGCUGGGAAAGAAUCUGAAUUCAUGGAAACCCUCACAGAUGCUGAGGUUCUCUCAGCUUUAACACAAGCAUUUCGUAGAGUGACAGGAAAUCCAAAACUUGGUCCUCCAAAGAAUAUUCUGAGAUCCAAAUGGCACAGCGAACCCUACACCAAAGGCUCCUACAGUUACGUGAGUGUUGACAGCAGCGGAGAUGACAUUGAUGCACUUGCUCAGCCCCUUCCCGAGGAGGCAUCUAAUUCCAAGCCACCACAGGUUCUUUUUGCAGGAGAAGCCACACAUCGCACAUUCUAUUCUACCACUCAUGGGGCAUUGUUGUCUGGCUGGAGAGAAGCAAAUCGUCUCAUCUGCCUCUAUGAUAUAUUUGAAUCCUCAAACUACACCCCUAAGUUGUGACUUGGUAGCUGGGAUGACAGCAGCUCAGUUUUGUGGUGAUUUCUCUCCCAAGUUGUCAGAUGUUGUUGGUAUAAUCUCUGCUGCAUACUUCUUAAUCAGUCUGGUUAAACUGCUGCGAAGUAUCUCUUGUUAAUCACUGGUAGCUCUGAUGCCAAAGGAAUUAAUGCUUUUUAACUCUUCCAAUAUGUGCAAGUGGUAGUGUUAGUAUAAAUAAUAAAUAUCUGGUUAAAUGUG
This is a messenger RNA of Hemicordylus capensis (graceful crag lizard), 1785 nucleotides long. It is a transcript of the gene PAOX, whose product is annotated as polyamine oxidase. The transcript is spliced from 7 exons. The record is from RefSeq and is a predicted model, not a curated record. NCBI's taxonomy places the organism in Eukaryota, Metazoa, Chordata, Lepidosauria, Squamata, Cordylidae. Gene Ontology annotation, molecular function: polyamine oxidase activity. Bases 1 to 1551 code for a protein of 516 amino acids.